AUGACGCUCGGAGCAACAAAAUUCGGGAUUUUUAUCUCUUUUCUCCUCGUUUUUUCCGCCCAUGCCGCCGUGCCGGACAAACGCCAGAACUUGGAUAAGGACGAGUAUGAAGACGGUGAGGAAAGAGGGGAAGAGGGCACAGAUUAAGUCACUUUUAUUGUUCUUGAGUGAGUGAGAGAUAGAGGGAGAGGGAGGAAAGAGGAAGAGAGAAGAAGAACGGGUUUUAUGGUGUUAGAAUUACGGCAUUUGAUGGGUUUGAGAGAGUUAACGAGUAGAUUAGUGGAAGAAGUUAAGAGAAUGAAUUAUUGCAACCAAAAGUGAGGCCAACCAAAGUUGAGAAAACGCGUUCUAAAUUUAGAGAUAAGUCGUCUUUUCAAGCUGAAAAACUAAAAGACUCCUUUGAAUUUGAACUCAUUCCAAUUACCACUACUAGAGAAUAAUGAUUUCAAACUGUCAAUGCAAAAUCAUAUGACGAAUUAUAAAGCCUUCAUUUAGCCAGCAAAAUGUUUGCGCGAUUAAAUUUAGCUAAUCCCCAUGUGGACAGGGCCAACGGACUACUCAGGACCGACUAAGGUGUUCGACCUUGGCCCCGAUCCGUCCUGCUGAAACUAUACUUUGUGCUCCCAGGCGGUCGAGUAAAUUCAUCCCAUUUGUACAUCUUUUGGAUUGAAAUCGAAACCUGGUCAAUUUCCCUUCUUUCAGUGCCCGACAAACCUUUUCCGGGCAGAAUUGAGAUAAUGCCAAUUGUGCAACGAGACACCAAACACAAGGACGUCUCGGAGACGGUUCAAGAGAUCAUCAGGGAGCUGCCGAACGACGAGCAGUACGAGCGAAUCGGCAAGAUGCUGAACGUAAGCGAUCAUAUUACCCCCUUCCCCUAAGCUUCCGCUUGCUCGUUGAAAACGAUAUCAAUUACUUGGGUUUCCAGAACUCGUACGACGCGAUGAACAGGGAAGCGGCCGAGGGAAAAACAGCGAUCCGGCAGAAAAUGGUGGUAUCCGGGGACAGGACUGCCAGGACCAACUCGGCAACGAUCAACAUGGCGAUCAUGCACGCGUCGAUCAUCCUCGGAAUCAUGGGGAUCUCAAUCAUUAUCGUGAUCUAA
Caenorhabditis sp. 36 PRJEB53466 is the source of this 1105-nucleotide messenger RNA. The record is from the annotation of a GenBank genome assembly. Lineage: Eukaryota; Metazoa; Nematoda; Chromadorea; Rhabditida; Rhabditidae.